CACCGCGUGGGAGGGAGGGAGGGAGGAUGGAUGUGAUCAGGACUCGCAAAAUGGCGGCGUUGUCGGGCCGCAGGUAGGAAGCUGACAGCACGGUGAUGUGUGUGUGAAGUUCAACCUUUGAAAAAGGGAGCACUACAGUUGUGAUAUAAAGCACACAAAAAAACAAAAACAAAACAUCGCUGGAGGAAUUCAGAGAUUCCGGCAACAUCUAUGAGGGGUAUGCAAUGCAUCAGUCUGAAGAAAGUAUGAAUUGCGAUGAAGAGCAAGUGCCAAAGUCAGAGCCAGGGGUAUUUGAAUGCAGCUUAUGUGGACUCAGAGCACCGUGUAACUACUAUGGACAAAAACCUCCAAAUGCACGUUCUAUUGUACUACUCGAGAAAUGCUACACCAUGAAUGAUCCAUUCAUUUCCCAAAAGGACAGGUUUCUUAUAAUUGGAUCUCAUUGUAGUCUGUGCAACAAAAUUGUAUGUGUUGGGCAAGAAUGUAGCCUUUUCUACACAAAGCGUUUCUGUAUUCCCUGUGUUAAGAAGUACAUUGAACAAUUCCCCGAAGAGAUUCAAUCGGACCUACGGAAGAAAAAACACCAGCAAAACCCUCAGUCCUCCAGUUGACCACAGCACAAGAUUGGCUUCAACAAGAAGCCUUGGGAGCCGAUCCAUUGCACUGAAGCUUUUCUUUUGUGAAUACAAAUUCAACGGAUUGUGCUAUCUUUUUAAAACAAUUUCUAUAAAAAUUAUACUAUAUAACAUCGGCAGAAAGAUUGUUAUAAAUGAUUUCAUAUAUAUAGGAACAAAUAAAUGAAUGAACCAAACAGAACCAUUUUUCCUUGCUGCGAAUGUUAAUAGGAAUAUUUACUUCCAAUCAAUGGACAGAAAUUACAAGAGCAUUGGUAUUAAAAAGUAUAAAUACAGCUCUAUGGUUCAAUAGAGGGAUAAAACUUAUGUUUAUCUGCAA
Amblyraja radiata (thorny skate) is the source of this 954-nucleotide messenger RNA. It is a transcript of the gene cdpf1, whose product is annotated as cysteine rich DPF motif domain containing 1. Lineage: Eukaryota; Metazoa; Chordata; Chondrichthyes; Rajiformes; Rajidae. The record is from RefSeq and is a predicted model, not a curated record. The transcript is spliced from 4 exons. Bases 225 to 611 code for a protein of 128 amino acids.